UACCGUGUUCCCCUCUACUCCCUGUAGCCAGGACGGUUAUCCAGACAUAUGUCAGCAAGGAUGGUACGGUUCCCAUUGCCAGAGACGAAAUAUUGCUAUAGGACAAAGUGCCACACAGAGCAGUACAUUCACUGAGAACAGUGACAAGACAGGGUAUACAGAUCACAGGUUCGAGGCCAGGUACGGCGUAGAUGGCAGAGCUACCACCAACUUCUAUAGCACACCAUUCACAUGUACACAUACAGCCACAGGGGAUCCACAUCCAGCUUGGACUGUUCAUCUGAGCAACUCUAACACAGACAAGAUACAACACAUUAAGCUGUAUCUACGUGAUGGCUUCUUGGACAGAAACAAGGGCAUGAAGAUAUAUGUCGGUGGUCAGCUAUGCUUCCAGUGGUCAAGUGACACAUACCCACCUGCUAUAGCUGACGUCAAAUGUCAACAAGCACUGACAGGAAACAACCUCACUAUACAGACAAGCAAUUAUGUCGCGUUGUGCGAGGUGCAGAUAUUUGUUUGCAGUGACGGCUGGUUUGGUGAGGACUGUGACAAACAGUGUCAUUGUUCACUAAACACAGAAGUAUGUGACAAGAUCACUGGACAGUGUGUGAGUGGAUGUUCUCCGGGAUACAUGGGGACGGACUGCCAAACAGCGUGUCCAGACGGUUACUAUGGCGACUGCACCUCCAGAUGCGGCAGCUGCCUCAAUGCUGCCUAUUGUGACAAGACUACAGGUGUCUGUCCAGGGGGUUGUGCAGCAGGGCGGCGAACUGACACCUGUCGUCAACCAUGCCCAGAAGGACGUUAUGGUGCCAGUUGUGCGUCUCCGUGUGGUUACUGUCUGGACAAUGCUGUCUGUGACAAGGUGACAGGGAAAUGUCCUGGAGGAUGUCAGCCAGGAUGGUGGCCAGAUUUAUGUUCACAGGAAUGUGUGGAUGGUAUGUACGGGGAUGACUGCAUGUCCCGAUGUGGUCAGUGUAAAGACGCCCUAACCUGUGAUAAGUCCAGUGAAGAAUGUCCAAAAGGAUGUCAGGGUAACUUCAUGAAGCCCCUGUGCCAAGCAGUUAUUCCUUCCCAUGAUGACUUUGAAGAACACCAUGAUCACCUCAUUGAAUGUUACCAUCUGACUGGUGAAGAAGGAUCCCACUCCACUGUUUUGGUGUCUACCGUUAGUGUGUUCCCCAUCUCUGGCGACAGCAAGUUGUGCCAUCAA
This is a messenger RNA of Haliotis rubra (blacklip abalone), 1213 nucleotides long. RefSeq names its product multiple epidermal growth factor-like domains protein 10. Lineage: Eukaryota; Metazoa; Mollusca; Gastropoda; Lepetellida; Haliotidae. The transcript has 8 exons. Gene Ontology annotation, molecular function: scavenger receptor activity. The record is from RefSeq and is a predicted model, not a curated record. The annotation marks the transcript as partial.